This is a messenger RNA of Candidozyma pseudohaemuli, 867 nucleotides long. RefSeq names its product Fe-binding Fe/S cluster assembly protein (gene ISA1). Gene Ontology annotation, molecular function: 2 iron, 2 sulfur cluster binding. Lineage: Eukaryota; Fungi; Ascomycota; Pichiomycetes; Serinales; Metschnikowiaceae. Gene Ontology annotation, cellular component: cytoplasm; mitochondrion. The coding region runs from base 1 to 867 and encodes 288 amino acids. Gene Ontology annotation, biological process: iron-sulfur cluster assembly. The transcript has a single exon. The record is from RefSeq and is a predicted model, not a curated record.
AUGUUAAGGAAUUGUGCUACACAGAGAUCAAGCAUUUUCGUUAGGUAUGCCUCCCACGGUGGCUACAAGAGAUGGAUGCAAACGGUACCAAGUUCGGUCAAGAGACUGCCAGUGGCAAACUUUGGCUCAUUGAACUACCAGCUCAAUCAAGAGAUGGCCCCUGUACAGCAGCAAACGCUGCCUAGAGGAGGCUCUCGCUGGUCGAAGCAUUCCCUUUCAUUCCCUACCCCUAAACCACAAGAACAAAAGACACAGCAACAACCUGAACAGCAUGAAUCAAUCACUAUUGCAUCGCCACCACAGCCAGUGGCUAGAAAGUCGAGAACCUCGAGGUUCAGAAACGCUGCCAAGUCAUCUAGAGAGACCAAGGAGGCUUCCACGAAGCAUGAAGAAAUUACCAACAAGGAGGUUAAGGAAACGCCGGCAACCUCAAAUAACACCACUGCACAAACCGUUUCGACGGAAGAGAAGCCUUCUGUUACAUCUGCACCACUUCCUAAGGUCAGUGAAGAGAAGAAGGCCAGAAGACAGUUGCGUCCUAGAAAGGCAUUGAUCACAUUAUCCCCAGGUGCCGUGAGUCACCUUAGAGCAUUGAUAGAUCAACCCGAGCCACAGCUCAUCCGCAUUGGUGUGAGAAACAGAGGUUGUUCGGGCUUGACGUACCAUUUGGAGUACGUUACGAAACCAGGCAAGUUCGACGAGUUGGUGGAGCAGGAUGGCGUCAAGGUCUUGAUUGAUUCAAAGGCCCUUUUCUCCAUUGUUGGUUCCGAGAUGGACUGGAUUGACGACAAGCUCUCGUCCAGAUUCAUCUUCAAGAACCCCAACUCGAAGGGUACCUGCGGUUGCGGCGAAUCAUUUAUGGUUUAA